GUUGUGUUGUCGCUUGGUGAUGACGUAGCAGGAAGUCUACCGGCGCCGUCGGGAUGUUUUAGUUGAGGAGAAAAGAUAACUUUAUUCAUGAAACUAUCCGCCGCGCUUGACAGGAACCACUUGGAGUGAUGCAAUCAUCAGUGCGACAGAUCUCCGUCUCCUCAGAGCUAGGCUCCUCCUACUUCCUGCGGGUGGACCGGGAUGAGCGGGGUUUGGCGUCAGGCUUCCAGCUGCUGCUGACUGAUGGACAAGAUGCUUGGAGAGGAGAAGUCAGCGAGGCGGUGACGUGCCAGGAGGCAGCCGAGCUGGAGAUGCCAGAGGAGAAGUACAUCCAGGACCUCCAGCAAGCGCUGACGCAGGCGGAAAGUUUCGACUCUUACCGUUUCAACCUCUCGCCAUCUCCGCCCAGUCAGGAAGCAGCCCUCACGCUGACGUACGACAAAGUUCUGAAGGACAUCUCGUUCAGGUUGGGCUCGGUCGCGCUGAGCCCGGUCCCAGACCCAGCGGAAGCUGUGAGAGGAAUGCUGACCCACAGUCUGGAGAGAGGAUCCGCUCUGAAGCACCAAAACCAGGACCUGGACGAGCAGAACCGACGACUGACAACAGAACAUCAACGCAUCGCUGCAGAACUAAAGCACUAUGCAGACGAGAAAGACGACUUGGAGGCGGAGCUUUACUCUCGAUUUGUCCUGGUCCUGAACGAGAAGAAAGCCAAGAUCCGCAGUCUACGCCAAACGAUCAAAGAGCUGCAGGAAGAGAGGAGUGGUGACGUGCACGAAAAGAAGGACCCGGUCAAACAUGACCAAGCGGCAGCUGAGGAGGAUGACGAAUAUGGUGGCAGCACCGAAGACGAAGAAGAGGACGAUCCCUCUACGCCGGCUGUCAUCUCUCCUUCUGAUGUGCAGUCCUCCUCUCCAAGCCCAUUGGACGACAGCCUGAUUGACAUCAUAGACGUGGCGCCCUGUCGCAAGCGCCGCUUCCGUCACCUCCAGACCUCUGACGCGGCAACCAAGCGACCUCAGACGCAGACGCAGAGCUCUCAGAAGACCAGCAAAAACGACUCCCUCGCGGCAGCAAAUCAGCAGCCAGGACCGGCACAGCGUCGCUCCGAUGUGUCAGCAGCAGCAGAAGACCUCUUUGAGGACUUCUGACUCCCAGGACCAGCUCUAUGUGGUGCUGUAGGGGAUGGUAGCA
Messenger RNA from Nerophis lumbriciformis (worm pipefish), 1194 nucleotides. RefSeq names its product DNA repair protein XRCC4-like. The record is from RefSeq and is a predicted model, not a curated record. Gene Ontology annotation, molecular function: DNA binding. Gene Ontology annotation, cellular component: nucleus; DNA-dependent protein kinase-DNA ligase 4 complex; DNA ligase IV complex. Gene Ontology annotation, biological process: double-strand break repair via nonhomologous end joining; response to X-ray; positive regulation of ligase activity. NCBI's taxonomy places the organism in Eukaryota, Metazoa, Chordata, Actinopteri, Syngnathiformes, Syngnathidae.